UAUCAACUCUCAACCCCUCCCCCUCCCCCCCUCCAAAAAUAACAUCAAGUAACAAAAAACAUAUUUCGGUGCUCCGCCACUUUCCAAACACUAGAUCAGCGCCCAAUACUGAGAACUGCGUCACGAUGGCCGACGCAGGGUCCGGGGACGUUAAGAAGGUUGUGGUUGGCGGGCAGAAACCUACGAAAAAAGAGAAGAAGAGCAAAGCCGGCUCCGAUGCUGCCAGCGCUGGCCCCGUCGAGAUGAACCCACCGCCCGAUUUCCUUAAAACGCGACUUGACUUGUUUGACCGCCUGAAGAAGAAAUACGACGACGAUGUAGCUAAGAGGCCGCGCGAGCAAAUCACCAUCACCUUGCCGGACGGAUCUAUCAAAGUUGGCACUAGCUGGGAGACCACACCAGGAGAGAUCGCAAAGGGUGUUUCUAAUAGUUUAUACAAGCGCUCUGUUGUCGCUAGGUUGGAUGGUGAUAAGAAUAGGCUAUGGGACCUCGACAGACCUCUAGAGCAGAGUUGUAAGCUCGAACUCCUGACAUUUGACGACGAUCAGGGAAAGCAGGUUUUUUGGCACAGUUCUGCCCACAUUCUCGGUGAAGCCUGCGAGAGACGAUUCGGCUGCUCCCUCUGCAUCGGUCCCCCAAUUGACGAUGGUUUCUAUUAUGAGAUGGCUCUACCUGGAGGCGCCGCUGUCCAGCAGAGCGACUGGACGCCUCUGGAGCGAAUAGUGACCGACAUCGUCAAGGAUCGUCAGCGGUUCGAACGCCUUGAAGUUACGAAGCAGGACCUUCUCGAUAUGUUUAGCUACAACAAAUACAAGCAGUACAUUAUCUCUACCAAGAUUCCCGACGGUACCUCUACCACCAUCUAUCGUAACGGUCCGUUGAUAGAUCUAUGCCGCGGACCGCACGUCCCGGAUACCGGUCGGAUUGAGGCCUUCUCCAUUAUGAAGAACUCGGCAUCGUACUGGCUUGGCUCCCAAGAGAAUGACUCGCUCCAGCGUAUCUACGGAGUAUCCUUCCCAGACAAGAAGAAAAUGGUAGAGCAUAAGAAGUUUCUGGAAGAGGCAGCCAAGCGAGAUCAUAGGAAGCUCGGAAAGGAACAAGAGCUUUUUAUGUUCCACGAGCUCUCCCCUGGCUCGGCAUUCUUCCUGCCUCACGGCACAAGAAUCUACAACACACUUCUCGAGUACCUCCGAGAUCAGUAUCAUAAACGGGACUACCAGGAAGUCAUCACCCCAAACAUUUUCAAUUCGGAACUCUGGAAGAUCAGCGGUCACUGGGAGUAUUACCAAGAGGACAUGUUUGUCAUGGACUUAGAAAAGGAAAAAUGGGGCCUGAAGCCCAUGAAUUGCCCGGCUCAUUUUCUGAUGUUUGGCCACUCCCCGAGGGUGUACAACCAGCUACCUCUACGCUUCGCUGACUUCGGCGUCCUCCAUCGGAAUGAGGCGAGUGGUGCCUUAUCGGGCUUAACACGCGUUCGCCGUUUCCAGCAAGACGACUCCCAUAUCUUCUGUCGACUCGACCAGGUCACCGCCGAGAUUUCCGACUUAUUCGACUUUUUAUCUGAGAUGUAUGGCUUGCUGGGAUUUACCUUUAAACUUCAAUUGUCCACCCGCCCGGAAAAGUUUAUGGGCCAGAUUGAGACGUGGGACAAGGCCGAGAGUAUGCUAAAAGAAGCUUUAGAUGGGUUUGCGGCAGGUCCCGGUGGUGUAUCGUGGACUCUCAAUGAAGGUGAUGGUGCCUUCUAUGGACCCAAGAUCGACAUCAAGAUCUUGGACUGCUUGAACCGGGAGUGGCAAUGUGCUACUAUCCAGCUCGACUUCAUGGGUCCUGAGAACUUUGGCCUUGAGUAUAUCACUUCUGAGGCACAGCCUACGAAAACCAAGCAGGAGGAGCCUGCCGUGCCAGCUGCAGAUGUAAAAAUCAAAGACGCUCAACCGCUCGACGCGGAUUCUGCGAACCCCAAUACAAGCGACAGCGGAGCCAAGCGAGGAAGAGUGAUCAAGCCCCUAAGUCCCGGAUGUGCUCGUCCGGUAAUUAUCCACCGCGCCAUGGCUGGUUCCAUUGAGAGAUUCAUGGGCAUUCUGAUCGAGCACUUCGCUGGCAAGUGGCCUUUCUGGUUAAGUCCGCGACAGGUGAUGGUGAUUCCCGUAGGCAUGGGAUUCGUGCCAUACGCCCAAGAAGUCAAAGAGAUUCUCAAGCAGGCGAGGAUAUUCGUAGACAUCGACACUACGGGAAAUACGCUUCCCAAGAAGGUGCGAAAUGCACAGCUGGCGCAGUACAACUUCGUGUUCGUCGUCGGAGACGAGGAGAUGAGAGGCCGACAGGUAAAUGUACGAUAUCGGGAUGACACGUCGACCCAGGAUCGUGGCAAGCCUGUAUUGUUGGAAGAGGUGGUCGGGAAGUUGCAGAAGCUGCGAGCGGAUCGGGGAUCCUACAACCCCUUCCCGUCAUCGAAGGAGACGGAUAAGAAUGUUGCCUGAGUUGUGGCUUGAGCUUGUUAGCAAGACACGAUAGAUCAUGCCCGGUUGAUGGACCCGGCUCACUCUACGAGGGUACUCAUAAUAAAAGGAAUUCCAAAAAAAA
Messenger RNA from Annulohypoxylon maeteangense, 2583 nucleotides. RefSeq names its product threonyl-tRNA synthetase. The transcript is spliced from 7 exons. Gene Ontology annotation, cellular component: cytoplasm. Gene Ontology annotation, biological process: threonyl-tRNA aminoacylation. Gene Ontology annotation, molecular function: threonine-tRNA ligase activity; ATP binding. The record is from RefSeq and is a predicted model, not a curated record. Lineage: Eukaryota; Fungi; Ascomycota; Sordariomycetes; Xylariales; Hypoxylaceae. The coding region runs from base 126 to 2480 and encodes 784 amino acids.